AUGUUGCGUGCACUCCAAAGAUCAUUUAUCUCUACCUCUCGUCUCUACUCAACGGCGACUCCAAAACUUUCAUCAGAGCUCAAGAAUAAGAUUGACAAGAUGGUCAAGGCGGACGAUGUCGUAGUUUUUAUGAAAGGAACUCAACAAGAGCCGAUGUGUGGAUUCUCACGAAACGUUAAAUUAGUUCUAGACUUUCACGAUGUAAAAUUCAAAGAUUACAAUGUACUGGAAGAUCAAGAACUGCGGGAAGGAGUUAAGGCUUACAGUGAGUGGCCAACGAUUCCUCAGGUGUUCGUGAAGGGAGAGUUCGUCGGUGGAUGUGAUAUUGUAGUGCAAAUGCACAAAGAUGGAGAAAUUUCGUGA
Molecule: messenger RNA, 363 nt
Organism: Strongylus vulgaris
Lineage: Eukaryota; Metazoa; Nematoda; Chromadorea; Rhabditida; Strongylidae
Source: the annotation of a GenBank genome assembly